Messenger RNA from Equus quagga, 4082 nucleotides. RefSeq names its product RAD52 homolog, DNA repair protein (gene RAD52). Bases 1271 to 2386 code for a protein of 371 amino acids. NCBI's taxonomy places the organism in Eukaryota, Metazoa, Chordata, Mammalia, Perissodactyla, Equidae. The transcript has 11 exons. Gene Ontology annotation, biological process: double-strand break repair via single-strand annealing; mitotic recombination; double-strand break repair via homologous recombination. The record is from RefSeq and is a predicted model, not a curated record. Gene Ontology annotation, cellular component: nucleus.
UGCUCGCGCUUGGUCUCGCCGAGCUCCGUGCGCGCCCGCGCGCUGCCCGAGGCGCAGGUCAACCAGAAUCAACAUGUCUGGGACUGAGGAAGCAAUUCUUGGACGCCGUGACAGCCAUCCUUCUUCUGCUGGUGGCAGCUCUGUAUUAUGCUUUGGUCAGGUAACUGGCUGUUUCAUACCUGGAAAGAAUGAGGUCAAGUGAAAGAGGAUGAGGAAGCAAUUUGGGGAGCAGUGUUGCUCUUUCUUGUUAGUAGUUUUUUCCUUUAGAUGCAUUAUUUGGGAGUCUUUAAUGAACUCUGAGGUUCAUUGAAACUUUAACAUCAAAAGACUAAUAAUACUGGCGAUUACAUUUACAUUGACAUUUUAUUUAUUUUUUGGAUAGAUUACAUAUUCAUAGGAUAUAACAUUCAAAUUAGACAAAGACCCUGUGUGAAAAGUCUCACUAUUUUGCCAUCACCGCUGUCCAUGGCUCACCCAGGUCUCUUUUUUGGAGGCAUCCAACGUUCCUUGUGUCCUAUUCUUUGUGGAGAUAUUGUAUACAUAUAAGAGAUUCUUGCUUUGUCCACCCAAAUUCUGUCUUUGUCUUUGCUAGAGAUCUGUUUGUGAGUAUUUACUUUAUUUGAAUAGGGAAAAGGGAAAACUACCCGGGGACAAAAAUCAAAACAAGCAGUCAUGUGUUUAUCUGUGAGUAGGAUGGAAAUGGCUGAGGUAAAGGAGAGUAUAAACCUUUGGAGAGGACAGAUGGGAGCAAGACUUCCUGUCACCUCUUCUCUCCCCACCUGCUUGCCUGCAUAAACAUCAUAUCCAGACUAUGAGUACCAGUACACAGCAGAAGAGUACCAGGCCAUCCAGAAUGCUCUGAGGCAGAGGCUGGGCCCGGAAUACAUAAGUAGACGCAUGGCUGGAGGAGGCCAGAAGGUAGGAGAGUUUAUAUGCCUGAAAAGUGCGUGCCCAUAUUGCUGGCUGCUCAGAUGAUCUUGCCGACUCCCACUCUGAGCCCUCAUGGAUUCAGAAGGUGUCUUGUUCAUUGUUAUUAGAUGUUUCCUAGUGUCUUUGGGAGGGGAUGGGCUCCAGCCGUCAUUGUCAUCUGAAGUGACCCAAGCAUUGUCUUGAGACUCCCUUCCCUAAGACAGAACAUUAGUUCUAACUGCCUCCUUCUGGAAGAUCUUUGACAUAAGUUCACUGAGAAUUUCCCUGGAAUGUUUAAGGGCAGUUUUGCCAAAAUAGCUGGUAAGGAAUAAAUUAAGUAAAUUUUGAUCCAUAUUUAAAUAUGGCAAGGAAUUUAACAAGCUUUUUUUUCUUUAACAUUUUUUUUUUCCAGGUGUGUUACAUUGAGGGUCACAGGGUAAUUAAUCUAGCCAAUGAGAUGUUUGGUUAUAACGGCUGGGCGCACUCUAUCACACAGCAGAAUGUGGAUUUUGUUGACCUUAACAACGGCAAGUUCUACGUGGGAGUCUGUGCAUUUGUGAGAGUCCAGCUGAAGGAUGGCUCAUAUCAUGAAGAUGUGGGCUAUGGUGUUAGUGAGGGCCUCAAGUCCAAAGCCUUGUCUUUGGAGAAGGCAAGGAAGGAGGCAGUGACAGAUGGGCUGAAGCGAGCAUUGAGAAGUUUUGGGAAUGCACUUGGAAAUUGUAUUCUGGACAAAGACUAUCUGAGGUCACUACAAAAGCUUCCAUGCCAGUUGCCUCUUGAAGUGGAUUUAACUAAAGCAAAGAGACAAGAUUUUGAACCAUCUGUGGAACAUGCGAGAUACAGCAGCUACCGACAGAACAAGGCUCUGGGACCCCCAGGACCACAGGAGGUGACCUCCCCUUGCAGAACAAACCACUCAGAUGAUCUCCACGUUGUGAUCCGGGGGGAUGAAGACAGCAGAUCCCGAAGCCUGGCCUCUGCUGUGGAGAGGGACGCCACAUACCAGCGCAAGCUCCGGCAAAAACAGUUGCAGCAGCAGUUCCGGGAGCAAAUGGAGAAACAGCAGCAACUUCAGCUACCUGCUCCCUCAGUUGAAAAGAAGGAUGAGGCGGCGCUGCCGGUGCCUCCUUUGAAGCACAGCACUCCUGUAGCUGCGGUUUCAGAGCCACUCACUGAGGACCUCCUUGCAGCCCUUGCAGACAAUCUUGAAAUGUGGGAUAUGGCUCCAGAAGCAGGGGACAGUGUUGUCAAGCCCUUGGCUAAACCAGAACCACCCCAAACUGCUGCCACACCAGUCCCGAAGAAUCAGAUGGUGACCCGAAGCAGGACCCCACAAAGCCUUUGCCAUGAGAAUCCACGAGUAAAACCUGGACCCUGGCACCUCCAAGCUCACAAUGUUAACCAACACACAACAGCAAACUCUGAUUCCUAUAAGCAGAACCAGGACAUGAAGAAAAGGAAACUGGAUCCAUCUUAACUGAGGCUCAGGUCCCAUCAUUGGACUGUCACAAAGGGACUUUCAAAAACCCCUUUUUAGUCAUGAAAUUCUUCAUCAUUCCUAGGGGAUGAGCUUUAUUUCCAAGGGUUUACCUUGCUUCAUUCUGAACUCCACCAGAGGAUUUGCCUGUUGGAACUGCAGAUGCAGCUGAGCAGCUGGAAAACAAGCUCUUAAAAAAGCUAGUCACACACUGCAGUGGGGAGGCUCCAGGAAGAUCACAUACCUUUUCUUUGGCUCUUUUGAGGCUCUUCACUAUUUAUUUAUUCCUAAACUAUUAUGUUAAUAAAGAGAGAAAUUUUAGGAAUCACCUGUGGCUGCCUGCUCUCAAGCAAUAUAAGCCAUACUACUAAGCACCAACUUUAACAACAGUCCACAUUAAAUUAUUGUGAGUAAUCUCUGUCUUCGUUCACUUUUGGGCUCAUGUUUUUAACGUUGCUUACAUGAGUGCUGUGAACAAAGGCUAUAGUGGUAUUUUACUACUUUGCAUCAGUCCAGGCUACAAUCUUCAUCUGUGGUAAUCUGUCAUUUACAGGUCUGUGUCACUAUCCUGCAUUUUUUCCUAAUCAAGGAAAGAAUUAUCUCACAUGAAAGAAAAGGCAUUUGAAGAAAGCAAAAUAAAUCCUUUACUUUACUUUGUAACCAAAUAGAAAAUAUAAGUAGCUGUUUAUAUUUCCCCAUUUCAGAUGUGAGAUAUAACCCACCUUAACAUAAAUUAUUUUUUCAUUGUGUUCAGAUGUUUCAUAAUUCCUUCUCCCAAAUAAUGAGUUUGCAAUUUUACUUGUUAAGAUGGAUUUUGGGUCGUGCCUUUUAUCUAAUCAUGAAACAGUGGCUUUUAUCAUUUUCUGGAUCACAGGCCCAUCUGUGGGAAGCUGUGAUCCCGAGGCAGGUCCUAGCCGAUGCUAAAGGGACUGGCACUGAAGUGCAGCAAGGCAGUCAGCCUUUCUGUUCCUUUGGAAGACGAAUGGCAGGAGCUAACCCUCAUCGCCCUUUUACCUUAUCUGUUGUUGCAUGGAUUUGGCCAUAUAUUCAUCUUUUGAUUUUGAUAUCCUUACCAUUUUCUUCAGAAAAAAUAUCAUCUUCCUUGUCUGCAGCAUAAUCUUAGUUCAGGUCAGAAGUGCCACUAAAAAUAGUUCCUGGAAUUGGGAAUCUAGUUAUAAAUUGCACACAACUCAAAACAGCUAAUGAGAUCAUGAAAAAGGAAUUUGCUAGAAAUGAAACCUCACAGCUCAACAAAAGCAAGUUUGGUUUAUUUGAAUGGUUUCAUUAAAUAAGUCUACAAAGGUAACAAACUGAAGCAUAAGCGCAAUCUUACAAGAAGCGCAACACCCAGAGUUAGUGCAAAAUGUACAAUUCACGGCUGCUGAGGAACCCCCAAGGUUUGAAUUCAGUUUAUUUGUUUUUUUAAACAGUGUACACUGUUAAAUAAUGUAAGGAAAACAUUUAUAAUUCAGAAAGAUUUUUUUUAAUGUGGAAAAAGAUACUCAAAGUGUACUAUUAACACAAAAAUAAUUUAAACAGUUCAGUAGCACUAGUUCAUUUCUCUAGGCUUCAGUUAUUUCAUCCACAGGAGGGGAAAAAAAAAUCAACAGUAAAUAAAACCAGUUCUUACUUUUUGUGUGUGAGUGAAGAGACCUCAAAAUUAUAUUAAACCAAAAUAAAACAAUAAUGUACUGCA